AUGACAUUUGAGCACGACAACUUAAGCAACUCAGAUAUCGUUCAACAUUGCCUCGAUCCGAAUCGCGAAAUUGUUGGCGGAGCCCUCUAUGGGAAUCUUGUAGUAAAACUGUCAGAGGAAGUAGUCGUCAAAUUUGGCCGGGGCGUUUCAGCUGAGGAGGCCGACAACCAAAGAAAGGCAUUCGAGCUACUCGAUAGCAGCAUCGUUCGCGUACCACAGUUAUAUCGCUAUUUCACUUGGUCUGAGAACGACGCAUUGCCCCCAAAUGGAUUUCUGGUUAUGGAAUUUGUCCACGGACAGGUCUUUGAAUCAGCGCAUAGUCGCCAGAUAAACCAGAUCGUAAAGAUCCUGUCAUACUUUUCAACUAUACAGAGCCAGCGCCCUGGCCCACUGCAAACGGGUGUGUCGCGCGGGCUACUUUGGGAAGAAAAUGGGGAGCCAGCCUUCAAAACCGUUAAACAAAUGGAGCGCUGGUUGAACUUCAGGCUACCAGACGUCGAGUCCAAACUAGCCCUCGAAGAGUUUCCCUUAGUCUUGUGUCAUCUGGAUCUUGCUCCGCGAAACAUUAUCUGGUUGGAGGAUGGCUCGGUGUGUCUCGUGGACUGGGCUUCGGCGGGCUUUUACCCAAGGUUCUUCGAAGUCUGCCUCCUGAAAGUUAUGCAGCACAGUCAUGGGGACUAUGAGCUAACUUUGAUGGAGCGGAUGGAGAAGCUGACGGAAGAUGAGGAGGCUCAGAUGUUGCUUUUAGCUCGAUCAUUUUACCAUGGUAUCAGGUACUCCUUUGUAAGUUUCGUUUAUCUGCCUGCAAUCUUUGUCGCUGAUAACAAUGAUUCAAGCGUUCAAUUCAGGAGUGUCUUUCGUGACACGUGA
Messenger RNA from Venustampulla echinocandica, 870 nucleotides. RefSeq lists its product as uncharacterized. Lineage: Eukaryota; Fungi; Ascomycota; Leotiomycetes; Helotiales; Pleuroascaceae. The transcript has a single exon. The record is from RefSeq and is a predicted model, not a curated record. Bases 1 to 870 code for a protein of 289 amino acids.